Molecule: messenger RNA, 1687 nt
Organism: Aspergillus ibericus CBS 121593
Lineage: Eukaryota; Fungi; Ascomycota; Eurotiomycetes; Eurotiales; Aspergillaceae
Gene: hapB
Product: transcription activator HAP2
Exons: 2
Coding region: 390-1511 (373 amino acids)
Biological process (GO): regulation of transcription by RNA polymerase II
Cellular component (GO): CCAAT-binding factor complex
Molecular function (GO): RNA polymerase II cis-regulatory region sequence-specific DNA binding; DNA-binding transcription factor activity, RNA polymerase II-specific
Source: RefSeq, a predicted model, not a curated record
CCUCCGGGGACAGCGGCUUGAAGCAUUUCGGCAAACAAGCGUGCACCUUUGGGCGAAUUCUUUUGGCGCCAGAAAGUUGAUGAGUGGGUGUAUUGGCAAAACAAAAACAGAGAACUUGCAGACUUUCGCAGUUCACUCGUCGAAUCAUCAGACCACUGGAUUGCGGCUGCCUUUUCUUUGUGCACGACCGUGAUAUCGUUAGGUGCAACUGUGCCGCUACAACCUAUCAUUCUUCCCUAUUUUUCGCCACUUUGGUCUCAGACAAGUGAUAUUCUUCGAUUGGCCCGCUUUGACAGUAUUAUUGGCCCUAGCCUGCUGGUUCCUGACAGCUAGGCCACUCCAAUCACGACUCCAGUUGGAAGUCUGACGGUAAACACCGUCGCAGCUCCAUGAUGGAAUAUCCCCCUCAGUAUCAACAGCCUCAUGGCCAGCAUCCUCAUGCCUCGUCUCACAUCACUGCUCCGUAUCAGACGGCUCCUCAAAAUGCAGGAUCAACAGUGGGGUCGAUGACUUCCCCCACCAACCCCCAAGCACACAUGCAGCAAGCUCAUCCUACGCAUCAGGCAUCCCCCAUUGUACCCUCACAGUCCCAUUAUCAACCGGCUCAAAAUGCGCCGGGCUCUGUACAUCAACAAAUGAAUUUCCCUCAAUCGUAUGGGGUUACCACGGCGAUGCCACAAACAUACGGUAUCUCGCCCACCCAGGCGGCCGCCAUGGCCACUGCAGCAGCUUCGGGCCAAUUUUACCCCCUUCAUCAAGACUCUAUGGCUAGUCAGAUGGCCCCAGGCCCCCGUGGAUCACCGCGCAUGGCCGGGGUGCAGGUGAAGAGUGACCGCAACCCUCGUUCACCGCCACAGAUUCCUGGUCAGAUGCCAUCAAUGGGCCCCCAGGUCCAAAUGUCUCAGAACGCGCAAAUGCAGCAACGUCGCAUGAGCCAUGUUAGCAGUCCGCAUGUCCAGAACGCGCAGCCGGUCCUGAAUCAUGUUGGCCGGCCUUCGGUCCCUCCAUCCAUGCCGCCUCCGCCCCAGCCACCUGUUCAGCAGAGCCAACCCUCUCCUGAUAUGGUGGCUGGUGCCGCGGAGGAGUCGCCCUUAUACGUGAAUGCGAAGCAGUUCCAUCGCAUUCUGAAGCGAAGAGUGGCGCGCCAAAAAUUGGAAGAGCAAUUGCGACUCACGUCCAAGGGUCGUAAACCAUAUCUCCAUGAAUCGCGCCAUAAUCAUGCCAUGCGCCGCCCUAGAGGUCCUGGCGGGCGAUUUUUGACGGCUGACGAAGUGGCCGCUAUGGAGAAGAAGCAGGGUACUUCUGUGACCACUGGGCAUGAGGCUCCUGAUAACAAUGCGGUGAAGCCAAGUGGAGACAAUCCUCCAUCUGCACAGAAACGGAAAUCAAGUGAUGUCAACGAUGACACUAUCAACUCGUCUAAGAAGACGAAGACCAGUGCGCCGAAAACAAGCACUAGCGCGGACGAGAGUGAAAAUGAGUCUGCUGAGCUGUCUGAUGAGGACGGUUGAGUGGCACUUGGCUGUUGGGCUGCCUCCUAAAACACUUGUUCUUCGCAACUACUUUUUACGAUGGAUGGAUGUCUGGAAAUGUUUUACCCCGUCUUCCCUACCCUUUCCUCUCGCAGCGAGCGAUGUGCAACUGUCCCAUCUUCUCUCGUAUUUAUUGACGUUAUUCCCACCUACCG